This is a messenger RNA of Sphaerodactylus townsendi, 1437 nucleotides long. Its product is annotated as basic proline-rich protein-like. The coding region runs from base 1 to 1437 and encodes 478 amino acids. The transcript is spliced from 3 exons. The record is from RefSeq and is a predicted model, not a curated record. NCBI's taxonomy places the organism in Eukaryota, Metazoa, Chordata, Lepidosauria, Squamata, Sphaerodactylidae.
AUGGGGCAUGUUGCGUUGGGUGCCUCCUAUAAAACGCUCUUGGGGGUGGAAGUGAAGGAACUUUUACCCCCCGCCCCCCGCCGCGCACAACAACCACCCCGAGGAAGGGUCUACGGAGGAGACGGUUCCGCGUUCCCAACCCCCGCCCCCCGAGAGCUGGCCGAGGUGCUGAAGCGAUCCGCGGCGCAGGCGAACCUUCGGGGGCUGCGCUGGUCUCGGGGGAAACGGGUCGCCGCCCCCCCGGCCCCCAGGAAGGGCAGACCCCUGGCCAGCUCCUGCCCGACCCCACUGCCGCCCCCUUUCCCCGAAGUCGCCUCCAGCGGGCUCCCUCCACAUGCCCGCCCCGCUGGGGGAGCCCCGGGGAUGGGGAAGAGGAGAGCCCGUCGCCAAAGCCCGGGGGUGACCGGCCGCCCUCGGGGCAGCAGAGAGCCCUACCUUCUGGUCGGCCGGAGUCCUCCCUCUGCCGCCGCUGCGCUCCGCCGUCGACGGCCCUCUGGAGACGCCUGCCUAGGCGCCCUCCGCCCCGGCCCCGUCCACGGAUGGGGGGCGCCCCUUUCCCCCAGCCCCGUCCGGCUGCUCCCGCGCCCGCCCCGCUCCGCCCGCCCCGCCUGCCUCCGCCGCUGCCUUGGCUCGGGCUCCGGCUCGCAAGAGCACCGAGCGGAGCCCCUGGCUCAGGCUCCAAAAGGCGGCGCCCCCCGCCCCCUUGACGCCUCCUUCCUCCGAAGGGAUCCUGCGCCACAGAACUGCGCCCCUCCCCUCCCGGGGUCGGGCACCGGCCACCCCCUCUGCUCCCGUCGGGGGCGUAACGGGAUUCUCCAGUCUGUCGGCAGAACGCCCCUUGGCCCCCCCCCCCCCCCACCCCACCCCCGGGAAGCCAGGCGGCACCGGCACUUCCAAGGAGGCCAGGCAGGCAGGCAGCUGGUGCCGCCCGCCGUGGAAGCCGUUCCUCAGCCGGGGACCCCGGAGGGGAGCCCGGUCCCGUCCGCCUUGACUGACUCGAAGGCCGCUGCCCCUUCCCCACUCCCACCCCCGGGCCGUGCCCUGCGCCUCUCCCAGCCGCCGGUGGUGGGCGAAGGGUUGCUUGCCGCGCCCCCGGAUGGCUUGCGGUGUGUGUGUGUGGGGGGGGUGUCUCUGGGGAGCCAGCCAGCGUUCGGCCGCGGACAGGAGGGGCGCCCCGAGGCCUGCCAGCUGCACGGAGCCCUGGCCUGGAGCCAAGGAAGGCCCUCUCGCCGGAGCGCAAGGUCUGCUGCUCGGCCAGGCCCCGGCCUCAGGGAAGGUAAGGGUGCGUGGCACCUGCCGCACCCUCUCUGGCCUGGCCGGGCACGGAGGGCCGUGAGGAAGCCCAGGCCCGGCCGGCAGAGGACGGACGCCCCCCCCCCACCCAAGGGCGGCUCCUACUCCCAAGCGACGGACGCUCCGGGCCCCCGGGCUGCCUGA